[Candida] anglica is the source of this 1444-nucleotide messenger RNA. The record is from the annotation of a GenBank genome assembly. Lineage: Eukaryota; Fungi; Ascomycota; Pichiomycetes; Serinales; Debaryomycetaceae.
UCCAUUCCCGCCUUCUACACUCCGUUCCCAAUCCCGCCUCUCCCAUCUCUCGCUUCUAUCUGCUAUCUCACCCCCACGUUUCGCAGCUUAUCGCACCACCAACAACCAGCCAGACCGCUGCUAAAAAAAAAGAAACGUUUGUCACCGUCAUCGUCUUUCCGUCCAGGCUCAGAAUUCUUCCUUCUCUUUAAGCGACGCUCACAAUUCUCCUGAUCUUUUAUAAAAGCCCUGUACUUUCCCCCACACACACACAUCUGCUUGAUAUAUAUUUUUAAAACUCUUUAUACUAAACAUGAACUACUCCAUUGAUAACGUACUCCCCAACUUCCGUCUUGACGGCCGUUUGGCCAUUCUUACCGGGGGCUCCGGUGGUCUUGCCUCGGUUAUUUCCAGAGCCUUGUUGGCCCAAGGGGCCGAGGUUGCCCUUGUGGAUAUGAACUUGGAACGUACUGUUGCCGCUGCCCGUGAAGUUGUUCUCUGGGGCGAAGAAACCGUAAAGUCGGAAACCCCCCUUGGCAAGGUUUCUGCCUGGGCCUGCAACAUUGGUGACGCUGAAUCUGUAGAAACAACCUUUGCCCAGAUCAAUGAAGAUCAUGGCAAGAUUGCCGACUUGUUGAUCAACACCGCGGGCUACUGUGAAAACUACCCGGCAGAAGAAUACCCAGCCCUCAAUGCUGAGGGGAUCAUGAAGGUCAACGGGUUGGGUGCCUUCUACGUGUCCCAAUCGUUUGCCAGACCGCUCAUUGCCAACAACAAGCCGGGCUCUAUCAUCUUGAUCGGCUCCAUGUCCGGAACCAUUGUCAACGACCCCCAGCCCCAGGCCUUGUACAACAUGUCCAAGGCCGGAGUCAUCCACUUGGCCCGCUCACUUGCCUGUGAAUGGGCCAAGUACAACAUCCGUGUCAAUACUCUUUCCCCAGGCUACAUCCUCACCCCCUUGACCCGUAACGUCAUCUCGGGCCACACAGAAAUGAAGGAUGCCUGGGAGAGUAAGAUCCCCAUGAAGAGAAUGGCCGAGCCCAAGGAAUUCGUUGGUUCCAUCUUGUACCUUGCCUCUGACACCGCCUCCAGUUACACCACUGGCCACAAUUUGGUGGUUGAUGGUGGGUAUGAGUGUUGGUAGGGGCCCGCCCACCGAGAGACACUUUCACCUAGACCUUCAACCUGGCUUGUCCCCUGGUCCCCUGUUACCCCACACAAAAAUAUUUAGAAAGCACAAGGACACACACAGAGCUACUGGUCCAUGCCACCAGUACGACAUCCCACGGAGCCAAUUAAUCACGGGGCUAGCGCCCACAAUCGAGAAGGACCUCUUACUCCGUGGCCCCUGGCCGUCCUCCUUACCUAACGUUUAUAUCUUUUAUACAAAUCCACGAUGUUUUACAGGAACACCACCAUGUAGUCAAAUACCUUGUAACCAUAUACUGGAGCUGUUCAAGUCGAG